AUGGAUCAUUUAACAAAACAAGAGACAAGCUCUGUUCAAAGGUUGAUGCUAAAUACUUGGUCACCUCCAUCGGGAGUGUACAAGAAAGCAUUCCAUUCUCAUACCGAUAAGUCAGUUAGCACAAUCAUCUGCGAUGAUCUAGUUUCAGGGCUGGAAAUUGAGCUCAACGACGGCCAAUGGGUCAAGCUGUCUUCAACGCCCGGCUCCUUUUUCUUUGUGGUCGGAGAUCCCCUCAUGGCAUGGAGUAAUGGGAGAAUAAAAGCGGUGAAUGACAGAGUGAUGAUGAGCGGAAACAAAGAUCGGUUUUCAAUGGCAUGCUUUGCAGUUCCAGCUGAGGGUACGAUAAUCAGUACACCCAAAGAGUUUGUGGACGAACAACAUCCACAACUUUUUAAAGAUUUUGACUUCAAGGAGUUCAUCAUCCUCUUUGCCUUUUCCGAGCAAGCAAGCCACAUCGAAUCCACCAAACAGAUCCACGCCUUUGCUUCUCUCUCACCACCGGUUUCCAACUGA
Molecule: messenger RNA, 513 nt
Organism: Hibiscus syriacus
Lineage: Eukaryota; Viridiplantae; Streptophyta; Magnoliopsida; Malvales; Malvaceae
Product: probable 2-oxoglutarate-dependent dioxygenase AOP1.2
Exons: 3
Coding region: 1-513 (170 amino acids)
Molecular function (GO): dioxygenase activity
Source: RefSeq, a predicted model, not a curated record